This is a messenger RNA of Tupaia belangeri chinensis (Chinese tree shrew), 2307 nucleotides long. Its product is annotated as RAD54 homolog B. The record is from RefSeq and is a predicted model, not a curated record. Gene Ontology annotation, biological process: double-strand break repair via homologous recombination; reciprocal meiotic recombination. Gene Ontology annotation, cellular component: nucleus. The transcript is spliced from 9 exons. Lineage: Eukaryota; Metazoa; Chordata; Mammalia; Scandentia; Tupaiidae. Gene Ontology annotation, molecular function: ATP binding; DNA translocase activity.
UUCAGCUUCUAAAGAAAUAAUAGUGUCUAAGGAACAAGAAGAGGAAACUGAUAGCCGAGUUAAAUAUUUCAGUGUUGUUUGGUGUAAGGCUUCAAAGAAAAAACACAAAAAGUGGGAAGGUGAUGCUGUUCUGAUUAUAAAAGGAAGGUCAUUUACAUUGAAGGACUUGGAAGGCAAAGACAUUGGAAGAGGCAUUGGAUAUAAAUUUAAAGAGCUUGAAAACAUUGAAGAAGGCCAAACAUUGAUGAUUGGUGGAAAAGAAAUAGAGGUCAUGGGAAUAAUCUCUCCAGAUGACUUUAACAGUGGCAGGUGUUUUCACCAUGGAGGAGCAAGUCCUGCUACCCCAAGUUCUUCUCAGAGUGCCAGGAAGAGUUUCUCUAACCCUUUCAAAAGUGUUUGUAAAUCUAGUUCAAAGGAAAAUAGACAGAAUAAUUUCCAAAAUUGCAAACCGCGCCAUGACCCAUCUACACCAAAUUCUGUUGUGAUGCCACGACCAGACAAAAAUCACCAGUGGAUGUUCAAUAAGAACCAUUUUCCAAUUGUGGAUGUAGUGAUAGACCCUUACCUCGUGUAUCAUCUUCGACCACAUCAGAAAGAAGGAAUCGUAUUCCUUUAUGAAUGUGUAAUGGGAAUGAGAAUGAAUGGCAGAUGUGGAGCUAUUCUUGCUGAUGAAAUGGGUUUAGGAAAAACAUUGCAAUGUAUUUCACUCAUCUGGACCCUACAGUGUCAGGGACCCUAAGGAGGAAAGCCAGUAAUAAAGAAGACACUUAUUGUCACACCUGGAAGCUUGGUGAAUAACUGGAAGAAAGAAUUUCAAAAAUGGCUAGGAAGUGAAAGGAUCAAAAUAUUUACUGUUGAUCAGGACCACAAAGUUGAAGAAUUUGUCAAAGCUACAUUUUAUUCUGUUCUUAUCAUCAGUUAUGAAAUGUUACUCCGUUCCUUGGAUCAGAUUAAGAAUAUAAAAUUUGAUCUUCUAAUCUGUGAUGAGGGACAUCGUUUGAAGAACAGUGCCAUUAAGACAACUUCAGCCCUCAUUAGCCUUUCUUGUGACAAAAGGAUAAUUCUAACUGGCACUCCAGUUCAAAAUGAUCUGCAAGAAUUUUUUGCGUUGAUUGAUUUUGUAAAUCCAGGAAUAUUAGGCUCUUUGUCAUCUUACAGAAAAAUAUAUGAAGAACCCAUCAUUAUAUCAAGAGAACCUUCUGCUUCUGAGGAAGAAAAGAAAUUAGGAGAGAGAAGAGCAGCUGAACUUACUUGCCUCACUGGACUCUUUAUUCUUAGAAGAACUCAGGAAGUUAUAAAUAAAUACCUUCCACCAAAAAUAGAAAAUGUAGUCUUCUGCCGACCAGGAGCACUACAGAUUGAACUUUAUCGAAAACUGUUGAGUUCUCAGGCUGUCAGGUUUUGUCUUCAAGGGUUAUCAGAAAAUAGUUCGCAUCUAAUAUGUAUAGGAGCCCUUAAAAAGCUGUGCAAUCACCCCUGCCUUCUGUUCAGCUCUAUAAAGGAAAAAGAACGUUGCUCAACUUGUGAUGAAAAUGAAGAAAGGCGAUUAUAUGAAGGCUUGCUGAGUUUUUCUGAUUACAACCCCCUGCUCUUCACUGAGGAGGAGUCAGGAAAACUACAGGUGUUGUCAAAGCUCUUAGCAGUUAUUCAUGAACUUCGUCCUACUGAAAAGGUGGUGUUGGUAUCCAACUAUACACAAACCUUGAAUAUUUUACAAGAAGUAUGCACACGCCAUGAAUAUGCAUAUGUAAGACUUGAUGGACAAACACCAAUCUCUCAAAGACAGCAAAUUGUUGAUGGCUUCAAUAAUAAAUACUCUUCUGAUUUUAUUUUCUUGUUAAGUUCAAAAGCUGGUGGUGUAGGACUUAACCUUAUUGGAGGAUCUCACUUAAUUCUCUAUGAUAUUGAUUGGAAUCCGGCCACCGAUAUCCAGGUAGAAAUAGUUACACAUUAAAUAGACAUUGUUGAAUGCCUGUGGUUGCAGUGUCUGCUGUGGGCACAAAGAUGAUGAUGUGUGAAUAUGCUGCUGCAUAUUGAGCCCUUAUUUUGUGUCAGGCAUUCUGCUAAAUACUUUCCAGCUUUAUAUUCUCCACAAUAUCCCCAUUUAUAGAUAGCCCUAUUUUACUGAUGAUGAUAUGAAGUCUUCUUAGUUCCGUACCUUUUACGAAGCAGAGCCAGGAUACUGAUGCUUAUCAGGAAAGAUAGUAAAGUAUUAUGGGUGCUAUGAUUAGUGUUUGUGUAGGCUACAGUAAGAGUAUAAAAUAAAUGAAAAACAUUGCUAUAGAAUGCGUGUACUCACUAGAGAGA